AUGGACGCGCCCGGCGGAGCGCGGGAGCCCCGCUUCGGGCUUUAUGGUAAUGGUAUGGGUAUCCUCGGAGACGUGCCCGAUAUGUACGGUGCCGGCCGCCCUCCGAGUUCCCUCGGCGGUCUUAGGCCUGGCAUGCAACCCUGUCCAGUCCCAAGAUCCGGUGUAAAACGACCAUCUGACCAGUGUUAUGAAGAGAGACCUUCUCAAAGUCUCAAUUUCGAGCAUAGUGGAAUGCCAGAUAUCGCAGACGACGGUUAUGCCUCUCUGCAGCCUAAGAAAUCGCCUCCUUCCAAUGGAAAGAAGACCAAGGGUCGUGUCAAAAUUAAGAUGGAAUAUAUAGACAACAAAUUACGGCGGUACACAACUUUUUCCAAGCGGAAGACUGGCAUCAUGAAGAAGGCUUACGAACUAUCAACGUUAACGGGAACACAAGUGAUGUUAUUAGUGGCGUCAGAAACCGGACACGUUUACACGUUUGCGACACGGAAACUUCAGCCGAUGAUCACAUCGGAUUCGGGAAAGCGUCUCAUUCAGACUUGCUUAAAUUCCCCGGACCCGCCGACGACCAGCGAGCAGAGAAUGGCUUCCACCGGCUACGAGGAGACUGAGCUCACGUAUAAUGUUGUCGACGAUGAUAUGAAGGUGAGGCAAUUGGCGUAUGCUGGUUCCGCGCAAUACCCGAUAGAGCAUCAUCCGGGCCUCGCGCCCUCACCGUUGCAGCAGUACCACCAACACCCGCCCUGCCCAUCACCGCUCCCCCUGGGCUCGUUAGGGCAACCGUAUUCACACGCACACCUCUCUCAUCCCCACAUGUCGCAUCAUCCGCAACGGUAG
Messenger RNA from Leptosia nina, 834 nucleotides. The record is from the annotation of a GenBank genome assembly. NCBI's taxonomy places the organism in Eukaryota, Metazoa, Arthropoda, Insecta, Lepidoptera, Pieridae.